UACUUAUUAGACGGGGUGUACCAUCUGUUACUCAACACGUGAAAUGUCGUGAGCGUAUAUAAUUGGCAUUUCAGCUAUACACCUGGAAUUUACACCCCUAUACGCCUCGCCGUCAUCUUCUUUCAACGCGAGUAUUACGCUAAGCGUGUCAACUUCGAACUUGAUGGAAUCUGUGCUCACUUACUGAAAAACAGGAGUCGUGCAUCAGAAGACGCCCGCAGUUGGUUAGGGCCGUAAAGAAAAAAUGGAACGCUCGGGAAAACAUUUUCUUUUCGUGGCUUCCGAUGUCCUAACGUGCUACGUGAACGUCUGCUUGGUUACGACGACGAGACGGUCUUGUUCUUCGUGACGGCAUGUUAAGGAGCAGCACAGAUGAAGUCAAGAGUAGCCAAUCUAUAGCCUGAAGAGCCUGCGGUCAUGUACCCAGAGAAGAGUUCGGUACCAACGGGACUAGGCACCCGGGGCUUCUCGCGCCAGUUCCUCAUCACCCUGGGUGCUGGGAUGACUUUCGGCUUCGGCUUUGCCUGCCUUCUGUUGGGAGCCCUGGACGAGCGCCGCUUCUGGAUGGGAAACACUUUGGUGUGGACGUCUGGACCCCCGAGGCCGCGGCAGCCCUUCUAUAGCGCGGGACCUCAUUCGCACGUGGACAGCGACGACGAGGCUGGUCCGGAUAAGCCGUUGGCGUUCCAUGGGACGGACGAGGAGUUCCACCAUAAAGACGAAGACCGCGUGGCACAGAUACUUAAGAAACGAGUGCGUCUGCUGUGCUGGGUGAUGACCAACCCGGCUAACCACGCCAAAAAGGCAAAACACGUGAAAGCCACGUGGGGGCGCCGCUGCAACGUGCUCCUUUUCAUGAGUUCCCAACUGGACCCCGAGCUACCAACGAUCGCUCUGCCUGUCCACGAAUCUCGAGCUAAUCUCUGGGGGAAGACCAAGGCCUCUUUCCUGGAGGUGUACAACAACUACCUGAACGAAUCAGACUGGUUCCUCAAGGCUGACGACGACACCUACGUCAUAGUCGAAAAUCUCAGGUACUUCCUCCUGGACAAGAACUCCUCUGAACCCGUCUACUAUGGCUGCCGUUUCAAGCCGUACGUGAAGCAGGGCUACAUGAGCGGAGGGGCAGGCUAUGUGCUGAGCCGAGAAGCAGUCAAGCGAUUUAUAGAGCAGGGCCUUCACGAUCCAACCAAGUGCCGCCAAGACCACAACGGUGCAGAGGAUGUGGAGAUAGGAAAAUGUCUGGAGCGAGUGGGUGUCCAGGCUGGGGACACACGGGACAGCCUUGGGAGAGGAAGGUUCUUUCCACUGGUGCCAGAGAGUCAUCUUAUCCCUGGUCAAAUGCCCAGGGAUUUCUGGCUGUGGAAGUAUGUCUACUACCCCUUCGAAGAGGGAAUGAACUGCUGCAGCGAUACCGCCAUUUCAUUCCACUACAUCAGCCCAAACAUGAUGUAUGUCAUGGAAUACCUCAUCUACCACCUUAGGCCAUAUGGAAUAGACACCAUGGUGCAUCGCAGAGAAGACAAUAGUGCAUCGAACAACACACACUUGACUGCAGUGUAACUGUGUGCCGUGUCAACAGUGAUUUCUUUGCGUACAGGUCACCCAGUAAGCCACUGGUGACUCGAGAGGCAUCUCCUAUCGAAAAUGCAUCAAGUCAAAUGAAGUGCCAGAAAAGUGAUGAACACUGAGAAGCACCAAAUGAGCUCACCUUCGGAUUUGGUGCAAGUGGAAGGGGUGCAGCAUCACAUACCGUGUGGCCAUUUUUGUGCGCCCCCCACCCCAUCUUAGUCAGGGAUCAGAGUGGACAUUAGAAACUCUGGUGGACCUUUUCGUUAUAUUGUUUAUUUAAUUUGCCAUAAGGCAGAUCGGCAACCCCAAUUUUAUAAGUGAAAAAUGUUGGAUGACUUGUGUGAAAGAAUGUUGGAAUGCUUCCCCAAUUUCGAUCAACUUUUGGUUGGAAAAUAAAUUCAUUUUCCAUGGC
This is a messenger RNA of Ornithodoros turicata, 1984 nucleotides long. Its product is annotated as glycoprotein-N-acetylgalactosamine 3-beta-galactosyltransferase 1-like. Gene Ontology annotation, molecular function: N-acetylgalactosaminide beta-1,3-galactosyltransferase activity. Bases 418 to 1563 code for a protein of 381 amino acids. The transcript is spliced from 6 exons. Gene Ontology annotation, cellular component: membrane. The record is from RefSeq and is a predicted model, not a curated record. Lineage: Eukaryota; Metazoa; Arthropoda; Arachnida; Ixodida; Argasidae.